CGCCAUUCAUUCGCUUCGGCUGGCCAGCAGCGCUUGGACAUAGUGUAUCAUUCCUCGAGCAUGACGUCGCACCACCACCGCUCCGGGCCGCUCAAGCAGAAGAACAAGAAGCACAAGACUGGACGCCAUGACUCCAAGACGCUACUGGCGCGACGCUCUGGCGGCAAGGUCGAAGGCCGUCGAUCCAGCGUGCGCAGCACCGGCUCAAGCAUCGGGAGCAUGAGCUUGUCGGGCCAGAAAGCUGCCCGUCUGCAACGCCAGAAGCACUUGCGCGAUAACAAGCGCGAAGAAUUGCUGCUGCAACGUCGCUUUGGACUGGGCGGUGCGCUCGGCCCUCCCAAGAUUGUGGCCCUGGUGGCCCUCAGCGACUUGGCCAACUUGGCCGACGUGCAGCAGAGCAUUCUGGAAGGCGCGUCCAGCGUGGAGGAACCGGCCCAAGACGCUAUCGGUCUCAAGAACUGCACCGUCGGCGUCUUCAGCCAACACAAACAGAAAUUGUGUGUCAUUGACUGCGGCUGCAAUCUGCUCGUGACUCUGGACGCGGCCAAGGUGGCUGACGUUGUGGUGUUCGUGCUGUCCGUGCACAACGGUGCGGACGGCGGCCUGAGCGAGGAAGGCGUCAAGAUCGUGUCGGCCGUGCGUGCGCAGGGCCUGCCGACUACGGUGGGUGUCAUUCAGGGGCUGGAGAAGCACACGGCCAAGGGACAGGCCGAGCUCAAGAAACUAGGCAACAAGUUCUUUGCCACGGAGUUCGGCGAGAACGCUAAGGUGGCGCUGUCCAAUGUGCCCGGCCAGUUGUCUCGCGUGCUGAUUACGCUGUCGCCCAAGGUUAUUCACUGGCGUGAGGCGCGCUCGUACAUGCUGGCCACGACGGCCACGUUCGUGCCCGGCACGGAAUCGCAGAACGAGAAGGGAGAACAGGUCGGCGAGCUGCAGGUGAACGGAUACUUGCGCGGCAAGCCUUUAUCGGUCAACCAGCUGAUCCACAUCACCGACGUGGGCACGUUCCAGAUGAGCCGCAUCACCCGUGCGGCGGCGCGUCAGGUGCAGCACGGAAAGUUGGAUGCUGACAUGAGUGCCAAGCCUCCAGUUGCUCCGACGGCUGCUGGCCAGGAUGAGGUAUUGGUGCUGGCCACGGCCGACCCUGCUCUUCAAGAGGACCUUCGUUUCGAGGCCGAGUACGACCCGUUCGCGUCGGAGCAGACGUGGCCGACGAACGAGGAAAUCGCUGAAGCCGAAGCCGAGGCCAAGAAGCAGCGCCAGGCGGAAACUGCUGCCAACAAGGGUGCUUCUAGCUACCAGGCUGCAUGGCUCGAUGGAGAUGACGAGGAGGACGAAAUGAAGGAUGAAGAGGACGAGGAAGACGCCGCAGUUAAUCAGGACUUCUGUAAAACUGGGGAUGAUGACGAUGAUGAUGACGACAUGUUCAUGGUGGACGAUGACUAUGUUGAUCAGGCCCAGAAGCGCAAGGAUGAAGAGGAAAACAUGACGUUCCCGGACGAGGUGGACGCUCCUGUGGACCAGCCCGCUCGUGUGCGUUUCGCCCGAUACCGCGGCAUGAAGUCGCUGCGCACGAGUGCUUGGGACCCGAAGGAGUCGCUUCCUUCGGACUAUGCUCGUCUGUUCCAGUUCGAGGACUUUGCUAUGGUGCAGCGUCUUGCCCUUGCGCGCGGCAAGGAUGCCGAAUGUGCCAUGAAGGACCAGCUGCGUCGUAAGUCCAAGAGUCAGCAGACUCGUUCACGUGCUUCGUCGAUGGCCAUGGAAGACGUGGAGGACUCUGCGUCCGUCGCGUCAUCUCUUGCCAGCGAGGCUCUGCCGAACGAAUUCGGUGAGAUGGGAUACGUGCCGUCCGGUGUCUACGUGACUCUGCACCUUAAAGCUGUACCUGUGGCUAAGCUACAGGCACGUAUCCAGGCUGGUCCUCUUGUCAUGGGCGCACUGCUGAAGCACGAGAACCGACUGAGUGUGCUUAACUUUUCAGUGCAGCGCGCUUCGUCCUUUGCGGGCGAGACACUCAAGUCUAAGGAGGAGCUGUCCUUCCACUGCGGAUUCCGACGAUUCUCAGGCAAGCCUGUUUUCAGCGAUCAGAGCUUGAAGAGCGACCAGCAUCUGUUCCAGCGUUUCCUCCCGCAAAGUGGCUGGAGUGUGGCCACCGUGUACGGCCCCGUGACAUUCCAACCUGCUUCACUGCUGCUCUUCAAGCCUGACGGCCAGCUCGUGGCUUCUGGCACGCUAAAGAACGUGAACCCGGACCGCGUUGUGCUUAAGCGUGUGAUCGUCACAGGCACGCCGGUGAAGGUGAAGAAGCGCAAGGCUGUGGUUCGAUACAUGUUCCACUCGCCGGAGGACAUUCGGUGGUUUAAGCCAGUGGAGCUCGUGACCAAACACGGCCUCACCGGCCACAUCAAGGAGUCUCUGGGUACGCAUGGUGAUCUGAAGGCUGUUUUCAACAAGCCCAUCAAGCAGCACGACACCGUGUGCCUCCACCUAUAUAAGCGCGUGUACCCCAAGUUCCCGACCAUGAACCCUCUGUCGAAUUAGAUCAACAGAGUCAGUACGUUUGCCCCUCAUGCAUCAUAUACGAAGCUAAGUUUACUUCAAGACAGCUUGCAUGUGUUCAAGAUGACAGAUCUGCAUUAUGUAGAUAUUUCCUAUCCUACUAUCCACUCCACAAGAAUGGCGGCUACAGUUCCUUCAGCCUUAUUCACGCCGUCGUUUGGUCGCUGGGGCGUCGCCGGCACCAGCUUCGUUGCCAUUCUCCUCCCGUUGACGCGUACGGCCACGACGGCUGGAAGAGUUGUCUCCUUCAGUCCAGCACAGCAGACUAUCGACAGCAAAGAUCGCGAUGUGCUCGUUCAUACCGAGCCACGCAAGAAGUCCUCGCAGCAAACACUUCAAGCGCUCGUCGCUGUCAUCUUCAGAUUCCGUCGAGUCACCUCUCGCGUAGGUCCGUAG
Molecule: messenger RNA, 2955 nt
Organism: Phytophthora nicotianae INRA-310
Lineage: Eukaryota; Oomycota; Peronosporomycetes; Peronosporales; Peronosporaceae
Exons: 1
Coding region: 61-2541 (826 amino acids)
Biological process (GO): maturation of SSU-rRNA from tricistronic rRNA transcript (SSU-rRNA, 5.8S rRNA, LSU-rRNA); endonucleolytic cleavage of tricistronic rRNA transcript (SSU-rRNA, 5.8S rRNA, LSU-rRNA); ribosome biogenesis
Cellular component (GO): preribosome, small subunit precursor; nucleus
Molecular function (GO): GTPase activity; U3 snoRNA binding; GTP binding
Source: RefSeq, a predicted model, not a curated record